This is a messenger RNA of Pimephales promelas (fathead minnow), 2335 nucleotides long. RefSeq lists its product as uncharacterized. NCBI's taxonomy places the organism in Eukaryota, Metazoa, Chordata, Actinopteri, Cypriniformes, Leuciscidae. Gene Ontology annotation, biological process: DNA integration. The record is from RefSeq and is a predicted model, not a curated record. Gene Ontology annotation, molecular function: nucleic acid binding.
AAGGUUCCAUGUGGCAGGAUGGACCAGCGUUUCUACGACAACCUGUGGGAGAAUGGCCACAUAAGUCAGCCAAAGAAGUCGCCACAUAUGCCAAAGAAGGCAUAAAUAAACUUCAGAGGAAAGCUUUCUCAGCAGCACUGACUAGAAUGCAGGCCAAGAAAGACAAGAGGGAUGUACAGCAAGCUAACCCAGAUGAAUCUAAGAUUCAGAUCCGAAGAUUACCAAGCGGCUCUGCAGUAACUAAUCUGAUUGACAUCAAGAAAUUCAGCAAUCUGACCAGGCUGAUCCGGGUCAUUGCCUGGGUUUGGAGAGCUGCACGAAGAUGGAAAGAGUUGUUGAACAAGAAUUCAGCCUCAGAUAAACCAAAGUGGGAGGGAGCUUUUUCAACAAAUUGGAGGUCCAGAGCCAAACAAGCUGUACUCACUGUCGGGGAGUGUAGAGAUGCACUAAGAGACCUGUUCCUUGCAGCUCAAGAAGGUAUAACCUUUCAAGACACCACUCUCAACAGACUCGCUGUUUAUAAAGAGAAAGAGACUGGGCUUUUAGUUUGUGGAGGAAGGUUCCAGACUUUUGAUGAGGACAAAACUGCUGUACCCAUUCUACCCUAUGAUGCGUGGAUAUCCACUCUCCUAGCUCAAGAGGCUCAUAGUGAAAAUCAUGAAGAAAUAGCCGGCACACUUCUCCGGAUGAGGAAAAAAGCCUGGAUAGUGAAAGGUCGAAAGCUGGCUAAAAAGAGUCUUGAUAGCUGUAUUGUGUGUAGAAAGGCUAGGGCCAGAAAGUGCCAACAGAUCAUGAGUGACCUUCCAUCUGAGCGGAUAACACCAGCCAGACCAUUUGAGUAUACAACGGUGGACUUGUUUGGACCGUAUGAAGUCAAGGACGAGGUGAAGAAGAAAACAAAGCUCAAGGUGUGGGGAAUUGUCUUCUGUUGCAUGUCAUCCAGAGCUAUACACACAGAUGUUGUCAGUGACCAGUCAACUGAAGGCUUCCUAAUGGCUUACCAGAGAUUCACAGCACUGAGAGGGCACCCAAAGAAACUGUGGUCAGAUCCUGGAAAGAAUUUUGUGGGUGCCAGACCUGCACUGAAAGAACUCUAUCUCUUCCUGGAUCAACUAAAUAAGUCUGAGCUUGAGAAUGAAGCUUCCUUGCAUGGAACAGAAUGGAGCUGGAAAAUCCACCCAGCAGACUCCCCUCACAGAAAUGGAGCUGCAGAAGCAGCUGUUCACACAGUGAAGCGGGCUUUGUACAACCUGGGAGGAGAAGGACUCUUUACAUGGAGUGAGUUUCAGACAUUUAUAUAUAUGGCUGCUAACCUGGCCAAUGAAAGGCCUGUAGAUGCCAGAACUCAAAGCCGGGAAGACUGCAUAGAAUAUGUCAGCCCAAAUUCCCUUUUACUUGGACGAACUGGACCCAGAGGAGAUUUUGGAUGCUUUGACUUUGAAAACUACCCAUACAAGAGGCUGAGAGCUAUCCAAACAGAAGUUGACCGGUUCUGGAAGUGGAGUCAGUUAGCUGGGCCCAAUCUAUUUGUGAGAAGUAAAUGGCACACAACCCAUAGGAACGUGACUGUUGGAGAUGUUGUCUGGCUUGCUGACCAAAAUGCCUGGAGGGGCCAGUACAAACUUGCUAGAGUCAUCAGUGUCAGUAUUGACAAGAAGGGCAUCGUCAGAGAUGUACAUGUCAGAACUUUUCCCAGCUAUCCAGUCCCAACUGUGAAGCCUUUCCAAAGAGAUAAAGUGAAGAAACUGUCAACCAAAAUCCCUUCUACAAUCCUUCAUAGGGAUGUAAGACGACUGAUUGUUUUGCUUCCUUUAGAAGAACAAAAUCAAGAACAAAAGUGAAAGUGUUGAAGGUGAUUGGAGUGACCUCCUUAGGUUCAUUAACCAGGAGGUCAAGUGGGAGGUGUUUCGGCAAAACAAUGAGGUUUUUCUUUAAAUUCUGUCAUACUCAAAAAUUCCUGUAGAGGACAGUGCAGUGUGGUGACUGGGCAGGAACCAUUGAGAGGGUUUGUUUCCAAGGGGGCACAAUAAAGUGGUGCACCACAAGAGCACAUGCAGGUGAAAAGUUUGGAGAAGAUCUCUUGCUGGACUUGCAACGAAUUUCACCCACAUUCAGUUAAAACUAAUUCAAACUUGAAGACGCAACUGCCUGCUCCGCCCUGGCCACGCCCUCAGCCUGCUCCGGCCUGGCCACGCCCUCAUCCUGCUCCGCCCUGGCCACGCCCUCAUCCUACUCCGCCCUGGAGGGCCUCCUACUCCAGACCACGCCCUCCACAGCCUCCAGGGCACCCACCCCCCCUCCCCGUUGAUGUUACGGUGUGAGGUCACGCCUACCG